UCAACAUGUACGCAACACACAUACAGUGCGAUGUUGUUUGGAUAUACUGCGUUUAAAUAAAAAAAUCAUUCGUAUAAAUUGGGAAUUGACGAGGCAAUGAGCAAUGAGCAUCCAAAAAAAACCAUGAAUUCAACGAAAUAGAUUAGCGCACAGUGGUCAAGGCAUCUUUUCAUACGUGCGCAGCAGACGCUUCCUUAACUUUUUCCGCGCGACCUCCUAACUUAUCGUGUUCGUUCGUACUUCGUAUGGGCCAGACAGUAGCAGCAGCACCAGCAGCAGUAGUCAAUUCAACCUUCUGCACACCAUCAUAAUAAUAACUAUCGAGUUUAGGCUUCUGCUGCGAAUGAAAGAGUUGCGUUGCAAAUGUGAAUCGGUCAACUACAAUCGCGAUUAACGCUGAGUUCUAGUUAAAAAUAGGUGUCAAGCUCGCAUCGCAUAAUUAUUUAUACGAGUUGCAAUCCUGCAUGCUUCGCAAUCAAACGUCAACACCAGCAGAGCACCCUAUUAAGAUUAUUUUGCCAAGCAUAUUCACUCAGUAGUAGUUCUAAGUUGCUGUAAGCAAUGGCUGCAUAUAUUAAUCGCACAGUUUCUAUGAUUGCUGGAGAUAAACAAAGCAGAACAAAUGAUAUACGAACUGAAAAUUCUCCUCUACAGAUAUUUGUCAAGGCCAAAAAGAAAAUAAAUGAUAUAUUUUUAGAAAUUGAUGAUUAUGUUGAUGAUACAGUACGAUUCAUUGACUCAUUGAAAGAUGACCACAAGAUCAUUGCCCAAGAGGAAGUUCAGAAAGUUGAAGCCUACAAAGAUAAAGUACAAGGAAUCAGAUACGUUCUUAAAAGAGAUCACAUGAAAGUUGCUUUUUUUGGAAGAACAAGCAAUGGAAAAAGUACUGUUAUCAAUGCUAUGUUGAGAGAUAAAAUUUUACCAAGUGGUAUAGGUCAUACCACCAACUGUUUUUUGCAAGUUGAGGGAUCUGAUGGUGAGGAGCCUUAUUUGAUAACAGAAGGUUCUGAUGUUAAACAGCCAGUACAGUCAGUUGGACAACUAGGUCAUGCACUUUGUAAAGAAAAAUUAUGCGAAAGUAAUUUAGUGCGAAUAUUUUGGCCCAAAAGUAAGUGUUUGCUGCUGCGCGACGACGUGGUAUUUGUCGACAGUCCCGGUGUUGAUGUUACACCAAAUCUCGAUGAAUGGAUCGAUAAACAUUGUCUUGAUGCAGAUGUCUUUGUAUUAGUAGCAAAUGCUGAGUCUACUCUUAUGUUAGCGGAAAAAAAUUUCUUCCAUAAAGUUUCAACAAAGUUAUCAAAACCAAAUAUUUUUAUUUUGAACAAUCGAUGGGAUGCUUCUGCUUCGGAACCAGAAUUUUUAGAUGAGCAGCUUGAUGAACAAAAAGAGGUUCGAGCCCAGCAUCAAGACCGCGCAGUGGAUUUUCUAGCUCGUGAACUCAGAGUCUAUAAUACGAAAGAUGCCGAAGAGCGAGUUUUCUUUGUUUCCGCUAAAGAAACUCUUCAAGCUCGACUCAAAGAACAAAAAGGCGAAUCUGCUCACAGUGGUGCCUUGGCCGAAGGUUUUCAAAAUAGAUAUUUUGAAUUUCAAGAUUUUGAAAGGAAAUUUGAAGAGUGCAUUUCCAAAUCUGCUGUGAAAACUAAAUUUGAGCAGCAUACUCAACGUGGAAAGCACAUCUCUACAGAAAUUCGACAAACUCUUAAUGAAAUCCUGGACCGUACUCAAAAGAUGAAGGCAGAGCAAAUGAAUGCACAAAAAGAGGUGCGUGACAAGUUAAAUUUUACGGAACAGCAACUCAUUUUACUGACUCAAGAAAUGAAAGACAAAAUACAUCGGAUGGUUGAAGAUGUGGAGCAACGAGUCUCCAAAGCAUUGAACGAAGAAAUACGACGUCUAGCUGUCUUAGUAGACGAAUUUAAUUUAAAAUUUUAUUCCGAACCAUUAGUUCUCAACGCCUACAAAAGUCAACUACAUGUGCAUGUGGAAAACGGUUUGGGUUCGAAUUUGCGCGCUCGGCUCAGUACGGCUUUAGCUCUAAAUAUCGAAAAUUCGCAACGUGAAAUGACUGAAAGAAUGUCAUGUCUGUUACCUGAGAACAAAAAGCAGGUGUCUAUGAACGUACUGCCAAGAAGGGAGCCAUUUGAAAUUUUAUACAGGUUGAACUGUGAUAAUUUGUGCGCCGAUUUUCACGAAGAUUUAGAGUUCAGGUUUACCUGGGGCCUUACUGCUAUGAUCAACAGAUUUGCUGGAAAACACCGUAAUAAUCAGAGACUAGCCAUCACCAAUUUACCACAAGAGAUUCCUCAAGCUCUCAUAUCACCCGCUGACAGCAUAGACUCAUCCAAAUUUGUAUCGACCACAAAUUAUUUCGUUCCACCUAGGAAUGACGAUUGGUCUUUAUCUACCAAAAUAGCAUUAGCUUCAAUUACUUCACAAGGAACAAUGGGCGGUUUACUUCUAGCUGGUUUCAUGUUAAAAACAGUUGGCUGGAGGUUGAUAGCCGUAACCGGUGCCAUUUACGGCACGUUGUAUUUAUAUGAACGUAUGACAUGGACGAACAAAGCUAAAGAGCGUGAAUUUAAGAAACAAUAUGUUAAUCAUGCUACACAAAAAUUGAAACUCAUUGUGGAUCUUACCUCCGCUAAUUGCAGUCAUCAAGUUCAACAGGAAUUAUCAAGCACGUUUGCGCGACUGUGCCAUUUGGUCGAUGAGACUACAAACGAAAUGCAUAGCGAAGUAAAGACUAUCGACAAGACCCUUCGAACUUUGGAGGAAGCAGCGACCAAGGCCAAAGUACUCAGAAAUAAGGCAAAUUAUUUAACGAACGAACUCGAAUUAUUUGAUUCAGCUUAUUUGAAAUCAUUACACUAAAUUAGCAUCGUUCUUCGCAAAGAAAUUUGCACAUUUUUCGAGCGAAUUUUACGGAUCGAUCUAGAUUUAUUGAAUGUAUAUAUCUUGUCAAAUGCUAAAAAAAAUUCUCCUUUUUUGAGAGAACAUUUUCUUACCCAGGCACUAAGUCGAAGUCACAGAGGACUGUUUCUUAGUCUUUAAAAAAUUCUAGUCUCAGUUACUCUUACACUAGGUAUUUAGUUCUCUUGGUUGCUAUUUGACAAACUAGCAACUACUGUUGAUCUAUUUUUUUUAUAAUUGAGUCUGUUACAAUUUAUUUACAAAUUUGAACAAAGAAACAAUUUUAUAACAUUGAUUUCUAAUUUCAUGAUCAGAAAAAAUUAUUGAUUUUUAGCAAGUGCAAAUUUGAUUAAGUUAUUUCUAGAUCUUUAGACUAUUUAUUUUUUAUUUGAAUGAUUGAAUUAAGCUGCGCUUAAAAAAACUAUUAAUAUCUACUUUAUAUA
Messenger RNA from Trichogramma pretiosum, 3353 nucleotides. It is a transcript of the gene Marf, whose product is annotated as transmembrane GTPase Marf. Gene Ontology annotation, cellular component: mitochondrial outer membrane. The record is from RefSeq and is a predicted model, not a curated record. Lineage: Eukaryota; Metazoa; Arthropoda; Insecta; Hymenoptera; Trichogrammatidae. The transcript is spliced from 13 exons. Bases 562 to 2871 code for a protein of 769 amino acids. Gene Ontology annotation, molecular function: GTP binding; GTPase activity. Gene Ontology annotation, biological process: mitochondrial fusion; mitochondrion localization.